Molecule: messenger RNA, 280 nt
Organism: Cooperia oncophora
Lineage: Eukaryota; Metazoa; Nematoda; Chromadorea; Rhabditida; Trichostrongylidae
Source: the annotation of a GenBank genome assembly
UUCCAGUGGCGAAAGAAGUCAGAUUGAGCAGUUCCUUGACCAGUUUGACGACAUUCUCAGUUUGAAAAAGGGUAUCACUGUGGUGCUUGACGAUCCAGCGGGCAAUAGUUAUAUUCAGAGUUUGACUGCUCCAAUGGAAGAUCCGCGCUUACACAAGGAGUUUUAUCAGCGAACAUUCGAGCAAAAUGACGAGUUGGGUCUGAAUGAUAUGAAGGUGGAAAAUUAUGGCGAGCUCGAAACUCUGAAGGAGGAUGAGGACGAAGAACAGAAGGCUGUCUAG